Polychytrium aggregatum is the source of this 5858-nucleotide messenger RNA. RefSeq lists its product as uncharacterized. Bases 106 to 5382 code for a protein of 1758 amino acids. The transcript has 7 exons. Lineage: Eukaryota; Fungi; Chytridiomycota; Chytridiomycetes; Polychytriales. The record is from RefSeq and is a predicted model, not a curated record.
UCUACCCAUCGCUGGCCGGUCCACUCGCGCACACCGUCUCCGGCCCUCCUCCUUGGACUCGCCAUCCUGCCUGACGCAGUCGAUUGCCAUCCGUGAACGUCACUCAUGAUAUCCGGAGCAAUGGAUCCUCUUCCCUCCUCCUCGGGCGGCCACCACCACCACUACCAGUCCAACAGCGGGGCUUUCCCUGCUAGCUCGAAACUGUCUUCACGAUCCGGUGGUCCCGCGGCCUCGGGGAAACCAGUGGGCUCGCACAAGCCUGGCGGUCUGGUAUCGUCUGGUCACUAUGCUUCCCGCAACAACCACACCCCGGGCUCAUCCAAGCCGAGGCUGCAGUCCGCCAUGAUGGUUGCCCCUCCACCCGUUGAUUUACCCAGUCUCCGACGUGAAAAUCGGGUCGAGGCCGUCCAGCUCAGUUUGGCGGCCUCGGCAGCCGCACAUAGCACUGAAUCGCCCAAGGAGCCGGUAAAGCCCGCUGCUCCCGAUUCCGCUCCCCCAAGCGCCCCCAAAGCUAAAACCUGGGGCACGAUCGCGUCUUCGUCUCCGAGCUCAUCGGACCAUCCAGCGGACUCCAAGUCAGCGCCUGAUGCUUUGCACACAACGCAGGCGUCCUCUCGACCUCGAGAUUCGGCCGACCCAGCUCGGGUCAAGAACGAUCAGGAACUCACCGAAGAACACGAGCAUCUGACCUGGGUCGACGACGAAGAGAUGGAUUUCACCAAGAUGCCCGUUUUCGAGGACUCGAUCGAUGAUGGCGCCAAACCGCUGUCUUCCCAGGAGCUUCCUCUCGCUUCCGACUCGGCCGCUUCUGGUCCAGCAGCUGCCGAUUCGCACGAAAAAGGCGAGCCCCUCGAGCCAACUCGCGAUCAGAGUGUCGACGGAGAUCCGGGCGCACAUGAAGAUUCAGAGUCUCGGUGGCAGUCCGGUUCCUCAACUACGCAUCGCCGGUACGACGACCGUGAUUAUCCCGAUGACGGCUACCGCGACCGCAGUCGAUACCGUGACUCCCACUGGACUCCGGCUUCUUCAUCGUACCGAUCGCAAGAGGACUACCGCUCCAGUUCGGGCAGCGGCUACAGAGAGCCUUCGUACGACCGACGAGACUGGAGACAAAACUCGUUUCGUCGGGGCUCAAGCUCGCGGUACGACGCCGACGACCGAUAUGACGGCCGACGGGGCCAUGUGGAUGCGUCAUAUGGCCACGAUGAUCGAGCGAGCGACCAUCACCGUCCCUAUCACAACGAUCAACGUCCGCCGCACAAUCGGGACGCCUCUUCCAGUCGGCCCGACGAGCCGGGCUCACACGACGCGCGAGAUCACCACAAUUACCACGAUUCCCGGGAGCCCAGCGAUCACCCCCGCGACCCCUACGACCGGCACGACCAGCCCGAGCGCAGAGACCGAUACGAGCGACAUGAUCGCUACGAUCGCCACGACCGAUACGACCGCCACGACCGCUACGAGCGACUUGGUCGCUAUGACCGGCCUCCCGAUGACCAGUAUGCCGCUCACGACCACCGACGCGAGCCGCGAUACGGCCGUUCCGACUAUGGCUAUGCGAGGGGCUCUCGAGGUGAUAGCGUCCGAUCCCGACCGCCGGUCGACUCAGACUCCAGAAACGAAGGCACGGGCACGAGCGCCUGGCGCCGCGAGGACCGCGGGGCCCCGCCUAACCAUUCUGCCGAUAGCGAAGCAAAGUCGCCUCGCUCCGUGACGAUAUUGCGGAACGAACAGCACGUGUCGCCAAACGACGACGACGGCAGCUUGGCUGAGCCGCGGGCUGUUGUCGAUGGCGCUCACCCCCCUGGCUCUCCAAGUGCCAUGAAUGAGGAUGCAUCGCAUGCCGACAAGCCGAGCGGCCGUGCAGAGCUCUCCGCUUCGUCGUCCACGGCCUUCGGUGCGGCGUCUCGAAACAACCAAGCCCUCAAGAUCGAAGACUUUGACUCUGUCCUUGGUCAUCUGAAGCUGAUGAUCAAACGCGAUGGCCCUUCGCCCCAGGCUGAUGACGCUGACACGGCUGAUUCCAAGAAGGAGCCCACAAGAGCCACAGGCAACCAGAGGCGUCCCAGUCCAGCGCUGGCCUUGGCUGAAGGCGCAGGCACACAAUCCCCGGACUCUGACUCUCACCAAACGACGGACUCAUCCGAGUUGCUCCCUGCACCCUCGCAAGAGACAGGCGGAGCCGAGCCUGUUCGCAACGCGGCCCCUGACACGGCUUUGACUGCGGUUGUCGGCGGCGAUUCCGCACCGCAGGUGUCCUUAGGAUCAGGGGACCAUGCGAUGGAGGUGGAAAGUGCCGUGUCUGGCCCUCGUCGCGGCCAGCCGUCGUCUGAGCAGAGCAAAGGCCGAGGGGGCUCAAGGACACGACGAUCCGCCGCGCAGUCGGAGCGCAAGGAGCUGGACAACUGGCGAGACCGAGAUACCAGCAAAUCGUCGGCAGUCGCCAGCCCUGGAGGCUCUUCACGCAAGUCCAGCACGCCUGGUCGGCUCAACUCGGCCGGCUCCGACUCACAACGUCGGCGACAGGGUUCUGGCGGAACUUCCCGUUCUGGACGGUCAGAGUCAGAACGGCAGCCUCGAUCGUCGGCCAGGUCUGGCGACGACGGCGUCAAGGCGGCUCGCGAACAGCACCCGACCGUCGACUCGGCGCCUGAGCGGACACGUACUGCGGCCAAGGACGUGCUUGGUCGAGAAAAGCAGUCGCAAUCGCCUGUGCCGACCACCCCGACCAAAGAAGCCGAGCGGUCUGCACAUUUGGGUUCUGCAAACUCUGGCCAGCUCCAGGCAUCUCGCGACGAGAGCCACGACUCUGCUCUGAGUGGGGGCGCAAUCGCUGCUCCUGGCCAGACAGCCAGCGCCGAUGGGUCCUACUUGAUCCCGAUUCCCAGCACAGUCGACCGCAGCAAAAAGCUCACCUUCAUCGUGUCCGACAGCAUCGACGAGGCUGACUGCACCGACACAACGAGUGGUGUGGGCGACGCGCCCUCCGAACCUCCCGCGGCUUCAGUUUCAUCGCAGCAGCGGCAGCUCUCACCCCCGCAGCAACCCCGGGUCCCAGGCCAGACUGACGGCACUUGGCCAGCCGCAAGUCGGCGUGCUGCACCGAGCUCGUCAUCGCCCGCCUCAUUCGACAACACAACCACCACAUCGGCGCAACCUCCAAUCAGUCGACUGUGGCCGACUGGGCCCGAUUCCAGCGUCGCAGCCGAGAAUGUAUCCGCGCCUACCGACUCCCCAGAUGGCUUCGACAACAGCAUCGCCGAUCUCGACGCCGACAUUCCGGCGCACAUCCUCGGCAACCUGGAGCGAGUCGUCAAAGACAACGAAAUCCCUGCAAUCGGCGUUGGCUCGGCACUGCUAAGCUCCCCCAACCCACCUUACGAUGACAUCAAUCCAGCGACGACGCACUCCAACGGGCCAUCCUCGUCGGGCCACCGGCGACUCGGGGCGCCACAUGCUCACGACGCCCACGCACAUUCCACCGAGAAAAAGCCUCUGCACGGCGGUGCACCUCGCCCUGGUAAUGGCUACGGUGCUAGGAUCGGCCCACACGGCAUGGGCAGCUUGGGCCCGCAUCCCGUUCCGCAGAUGGCCAUAGUGGGCAUGCCUCCGAUGGUCGUGUCCACCAAGCCACCGACAGUCACGGCCGGCUACGCCCCGCAUUAUGGAGACAUGUACAACCCGCCGGGCAUCCCUGGCGUACAGCCGCCGGGCUUCCCGCCACAAUAUGUGCUCAUUCCCCACCAAAUGUUCUCGCGGCCGCCUCCGCCUUAUGGCCAGUGGAUCGUUGGCCCUCCGCCGGUAGCGGCCAUGGUCCCACAACCCCAUCCUGGCUCGUCGGGAUCGCCAGCAGCUCCAGGGCUCUCGGCAGUUGGCAUGCACCCCGCGCACUCGUCCAAGCAUCACGAUGCGGGCUCGCACCAUUUGCCGCACGAGACCAAAGGCGGCCGUUAUCCGCAUGCGGGCUUGUCGGCAUCGCCCGCGACGCUGGCGCUUGCUUCUGUGCCCAUCGUGCGGCCCGACCCUCAAUUCGGAGCGCCCAAGAUGGGGCCGCUUGGCAUGAAGGGCACCGUAGCCACCUCCAGUGCUGUGCCGACGAUCUACCCCGUGCACGAAGGGUAUCCAGGUCCAGCCUUUUCGGCCUCGCCCUAUCCGUUCUAUCCGGCUUCGUUCAAGCAUUACAUGCCACCACCACCGCCGCCGAUUGAUCCGGCCGAUCCGGCCUACCAGAGCUAUCUUGCCCAUGGCAACAACUUUGCACGGGGACACCAACGCAAGCACUCCAACUCGAGCCACAGCUCCAAUCAUGGCAGAGUUCCCCCCGGCCAGCAUGGGCCCAAGUGGACUGGACACGCAUCCUCGGAGGUCCGCGUCGAAACCUCGAGCAAUAUCGAGACAGCGUCUGCUCAGUCUGGUGCAAAUGUCGACCACCCCGCCGCCUCCGAUGUGGCGGCGUCGGACGCAAAAGCUCGUGGCGAGAGCGACCAGGUCUCGGGGCCUUCCCUGGCCUUGAGCGACCCGGGCUUGGCUGUCGCCGAAACCGCCAAGGGCGUAAAGUCGGGUCCGGCCGCUGUGGUCCAGUCUGAUUCUGUCGUCUCGGCACAGCGGCCGACGAAUCAGACUAUCGCCGCUCGUCCCCAUCAAGAUAGAUUCAAGGCGCCUCGAUCCGGGCAGGGACAUGGCCACGAGAAUGGAGCAUCCAAGACGACCGUGCAAGUCGGCCCGAGCAAGCUCCAGGUCCAGUACUCGUACAACUCGACACAGCCCAGCGCCAGCCUUGCGACUGAAGCAUUGCCCGAUGGGGCGGUUGACUCUAAGCUGCAACCCAAGAGCGAGGCAAGCAGCGCACCGGCGACGCAGAAGCACCGGACUGACGGCGAGACUCACCGCCCGGCCUCAUCCCUCAGCCACCGCCGCGCCAGUGCUUCCAGCGAUCGGACCCAGCUGAUCUCGACGACGAGCAAGAUCUCCAACAUGACCGUGACACGAUCGGUGGUUCCCCGGACAGCAACAGCAACAGCAACAGCAGCAGCGCCAGCGGCGACGACCACAACCACAUCCGCUGCCGCGGAAAGUAGAGAAAGCAGCGCGGCGGUGGCUGUACCCGAGAUCAGUGUGCCUGCCUCGGGAGACUCUGAAAAACCUCACCAGGACCUCACGGAUGCACCUCGCGGCCUGCCACGGCGUCAGCACAGCGAUGGGCAACAGAAGCACCGCAACUCGAGCCGGGGCCGCGGCUCAUUCUCGCGGUCGUCAUCUGGCCGAGGUCGAGGUGGCGGCGGUGGCAGCGGCAGUGUCCACCAUGGCUACUCGCGCAGUCUCGACAGCAGCUCUGACAUAUCGGGAUCUCGAUCGAGUCGCCCGCCUCGAGACAAGAACUGAUCAUGGACCACCCAUCCGUGAGAAACACGGGAGAGGACUCUGUCUCUCCUCUGGUGGCUCGCGCGAGCGUGGUCGCCGUGUGUGCUUGUAUAUGUGUUGUUGCCAUUGCUUUCUUGUUGAUGCUGUUUCCUCUCCCAGUCCUUCUCCUUCUUCCUUGCCCUUCUUUCCCACUCUUGACCGGUCUGUCUCACACACUUGGUUCAUUUGUCUGAUUCGGCUUGUCUGCGUCUGGCUUUUCAGUUUUCUUUUCCUUCAUUUCUUCUGGGCUGCAUGUGCUUCCUUGCCUUUGACUCUCCGCUGUUGACGAGAAAAGCAUGAGAAUAUCAAACCGGUCUCCUCGCAUACACAGAAUUGGCUGGAUGGAUGCGUAGACGAGCGAGAGGAAGGCCGUCAGCGGACAAGGAGUGGGCCUGUGCAAGCUCACCACUUCUGCGUCGCUUCUGGCUCGCUUCUGGAAUCAAUGUGUACAUACAAAA